UUGUCGGUCUGUGCGGAGUGAGGCGCUGUGAGAGGUGUUGGUUGGCCACCUGCAGCGGGGAGUCCGGUCACGAGGCGCCGAGGGAGGCCCUGAGGAACAGCUCAAGGGAUCAUUAUGGACGAAUUAAGUCAGGCAUUGUCCACCAGCUUUACAGUCUCUCAGGAUCUCAACAGCAUUGCCGCUCCACAUCCACGUCUCGCCCAAUACAAACUCAAAUCCAACACACAGGAGCAGGCAGAGCGUCGGCGGAAACUUCUGGAGAACCAAAAAUCGCAGCGACUGAAUUAUGUUAACCAUGCAAGGCGUCUUGCCGAAGAUGACUGGACAGGAGAAGACAGUGAGGAGGAACAAGAGGAGCAUGACGAAAUGGAAGUUGAGGUGGCAAAGAAGAAACUUCCCAAACGCUACGCAAACCAGUUGAUGCUUUCUGAGUGGCUGGUGGAUGUACCCAGUGACCUGAUUGAAGAAUGGCUGCUGGUGGUCUGUCCUGUUGGCAAGCGGACUCUCAUCAUAGCUUCCAGAGGGAGCACAGCAGCAUAUACGAGAAGUGGUUUCUGCGUAAACAGGUUUCCCUCACUCCUCCCUGGUGGAAAUCGGCACAACUCUGCUACAGGCAAAGAUUACACCAUAUUGGACUGUAUUUAUAGUGAAGUGAACAGAACAUACUUUGUUUUGGAUGUGAUGUGUUGGAGGGGUCACCCAGUCUAUGAUUGUCAGACAGAGUUCAGAUUUUUCUGGCUUCAGUCAAAAUUGGAAGAGGAAGGCAAGAAGCUGGCUGAGAUAGUGUCUCGCAAUCCGUUUAAGUUUGUGGGCCUGCCAAGUUUGCCAUGUACACCAGAAGCCAUUUGCCAGACUUUGGCUGCAGUUUAUCCAUUUGAGGUGUGUGAUCUGAAAUGUGCCUUGCAGGUGGAUGGGUUGCUGUUUUACCACAAGCAGACACACUACACCCCGGGGAGCACGCCGCUAGUUGGCUGGCUGAAACCGUACAUGGUGGCUGACAUCCUUGGAUUGGCUGUCCCGGCCUGCCCUUUGUCCGUGAAGCCCGAAUAUGCCAACUCACAAAUGCAACAGAUAAUCGAGCUGAAAAAGAGCAAGGCCGAGGGGUACAGCACUAACCCGAGCAAGACGGAGACCGCUGGGUUGGGCCGAUAUGAAUUGGAGCAUCUCUCCACUCCCAAAAAAGCUGGAUCAUCGCCCUCUAAAAUGGAAUGCACGAGUAAAAUCAGAAGCUGAGUGACUUGGCUGUAUGGACAGUGACUGUUCCAAGAUGGCAGAUCUCCUGCCGGAAACACUCAAAGGACCAGCGCUUCCUGGUUUAUUUAUUUUAAAAAUAAAAGUUACAUUUGAGCUUUCA
Messenger RNA from Chiloscyllium plagiosum (whitespotted bambooshark), 1354 nucleotides. RefSeq names its product snurportin 1 (gene snupn). Gene Ontology annotation, molecular function: nuclear import signal receptor activity; protein binding. Gene Ontology annotation, cellular component: nucleus; cytoplasm. The record is from RefSeq and is a predicted model, not a curated record. Gene Ontology annotation, biological process: protein import into nucleus; snRNA import into nucleus. NCBI's taxonomy places the organism in Eukaryota, Metazoa, Chordata, Chondrichthyes, Orectolobiformes, Hemiscylliidae.